Molecule: messenger RNA, 924 nt
Organism: Verticillium dahliae VdLs.17
Lineage: Eukaryota; Fungi; Ascomycota; Sordariomycetes; Glomerellales; Plectosphaerellaceae
Exons: 1
Coding region: 1-924 (307 amino acids)
Source: RefSeq, a predicted model, not a curated record
AUGGCUUCCCGCUGCUCCUGCACGGCGCUCACGAAGCUGCCAAUCGGCCGCUCGACGUCCCAAUCCCUGACCUCUCGAUCCUUCUCAACCACGACGUCCCAGCAAAGGGGCCUGCCACGCAUAUCCCCCGAGUCUCCCGACUGGAUCCAGAUCCCGCGCGCCCGCCAGGACCGGGCCUCGGAGUCCAAACCCGUCAAGCCCAAGGGCACGCUGCCCGUGCCUCGCGCCCUCUUCCCCGACGGCGCCCGCAACCCCAAGCUCCAGCCCGACUUCCUCGCCAAGUCGGCGCCCCUGCCCACGAACGCCGCCUCGCAGCAGCCCGCGCGCCCCGGCUCCGCAACCGACAUCCGCCGACGCAUGGCCGAGCACCGGCGCGCCAACCUCGCCGCCGGCGUCGAGGGCCUCUGGCAGCGCAAGCAGCAGCACGAGGCCCGCCUCGAGCGCACGGCGGCCGCCCACCAGGCGUUGACGCUGCGGCGGCGCAACGCGCCCGAGCGCGCCGACGACGUCCUCACGCGCAGCACCGUCCUCACGGCCACGGCCCAGAACGUCGCCGUGCUGCCGGACCCCGACCGCUUCGCCCGCGCCGAGGCCAGCCGCGCCCGCACCCUGGCCGAGGCCGCCCGCAAGAGCGAGGCCCGCCACGACGCCCUCGUCGCCCUCUACAUGCGCGCCGGCGACUUCAUCGUCGACGAGGACCACCUCGCCGCCGAGGUCGACAAGCUCUUUGGCGACGACUACUUCAAGAAGCAGGCCAGCUCCACCUCGACCGACGCCGACAAUGCCUGGGACGUCUGGGGCGCCCCGCCCACGCUGCAGCACCUCGGCCACCUUGCCACCAAGGACGCGACCGAGCACACCAGCAGGACGGCCAAGAGGCAGAAGAGCAUCGCAGAGGAGCUGACGGGUGGUCAGAUGGAUUAA